GGCCUGCUGGGCUCGCAGCGACUGCCGCCUGGACAUGGCUGCGCUCGACGACCUGAUGUCCGCUGUGGCUCGCUCCAGACCGAUGUACGCACGCCGCCUGCUGCAGCAAUUCGUCGAGGCUAACGGCGUGUUACUGGCGGAGAACGAAAGGCGUGGCUUGGAAGUACUCAUGAAGCACUUCAAGAGGAUGUAUAAACGGCUGACGCGCUCCCUGGAUGAACAAGAGGCCAUAGUCCAGGAGCUGGUGAACCUCCGCGCGGCGGACCGAGCAGCGGGCGACUAUCCGAGGCAGUUCGGCGUCGGUGACGUCGUCACGUACGGCGACGAGCGCCUGGCAGUGGUGUACGGGUGCUCACCAUACUACGAGGCCUCACAGGACUGGAUAGCACAUAGUCGCGCCUGCUCCGGACUUCAGCGAGGAGAAAAGCAACCUUUCUACAACUUGUUGAUGGAGGGUGACCGUUUCGGAUGCAUGGCUGAAGAGGAGCUGCAACUGGCCCCAGAUCCCCAGCCUAUCGAUCAUCAGGAAGUGGGACGCUUCUUCACCCGGUUUGACGGGGAGCGGUACGAGCCGAUCGCUCCGCUGGCCAUUCUCUUCCCCGAGCCGCGGCGUGAGCAUGAGUCAAAAACGAGCUUCGUGGAGUCUCCGAUAGAUGGCAGCGACAGCGACUGGGAAGACGACGUCGAGGAUGAAGAGGAAGAAUGGAGACGGGCACCUCCCACAGUGUGGAUGGGCGUUUGGCCAGAGAUCCUUCCCGAGGACUCAGAUGAUGAGGAGGACACUGAUGGUGUUGCCGUGGCCGGUGACGGGGGCCCGGUGGACCACUGAUGGUUGCGUUGAAUUGUGCGGAAAAUCACAGGGGUGUUCUGAAUACCUCAGCUGCCUCAGUUACUCUGUAUGGCUGUACAUGUGUGCAUAUUCGUGUGCAGGUGUUUUGUUUGCUUGUAACUCAUGGCAUUUUUCUGUGAUUUGUCACGCUGUAUUGACGCCUUUUAUCCCAAGCAGUCGGUGCUUGCAUAUAUAACGUCAUGAUGCUGUUUCUCAGGUGCCUUCAGUUGUAUGUGAUAGUUUUCUGUGCCAUCGGUUGUUUAUGUCAUGCCAGCUUGAGAAAUAUGUGCAUAUGCCACCUGUACAUUUGUUUGUAUCAUGAGUGAUAUGUGACGAGUGAUUUUGUACCUGGCAUGCAGCGGUGGCUGUGCGAAAGCUCAUCAGUGAUAUUUAGUCAAUUUUAAGACAUUAAAAUGUGUCCAUUGCUUUCUUCAUUGCUCUGCUCAGGCAUUGAAAUGUGUUCAUUGAUAGGUCAUCAUGGGCUAUUGCUUGCAUACCUGUGAUAUGUUUUCAAGUAUUGUGCCUUCAUUCACGCCGAUAAUUGUGUCCUGUUUAUCUACAUUUAUCGGCGGUAGAUAGGCAAUUGGUGAUUGCGGAUGUAACGUCAUCAUCCUGUUCUCAGGCCCCUACAGUUGUAUGUGAUAAUUUUCUGUGCCAUCAGUUUUGUAUGUGAUACGAGCUUUAGAAGUAUGCGCAUGUGCCAUGUCUACAUUCAUCUGUAUGAUAUGAGUGAUAUGUUACGAGUGAUUUCGUCCUUGGCUGUGGGAAAGCUCAUCAGUGAUGUAAAGUCGAUUGUUGAGGCGUUGAAAUGUGUUCCUUGCUGUGCCUUAGGUCAUCAUGGGCUAUUACUUGCAUAGCUGUGAUAUGUUGUAAAGUCUUGUGCCUUCAUUUCCGCCGGUAAUUUUAUCCUGUACAUGUACAUUUGUCGGUGGUAGGUACC
This is a messenger RNA of Pollicipes pollicipes, 1769 nucleotides long. RefSeq lists its product as uncharacterized. The record is from RefSeq and is a predicted model, not a curated record. The coding region runs from base 35 to 829 and encodes 264 amino acids. NCBI's taxonomy places the organism in Eukaryota, Metazoa, Arthropoda, Thecostraca, Pollicipedomorpha, Pollicipedidae. The transcript has 5 exons. Gene Ontology annotation, molecular function: DNA binding.